GAACUCUAAUUAGUGAUUAGAAAAGAGAGAAAAAGAGCAGCAGCUAUAGCUAUAAUGGCUGAGGAAGUAAAGGUGAUGGGCAUGUGGAUAAGCCCUUUCAGUCGCAGAGUAGAGUUAGCUCUAAAACUGAAGGGUGUCUCUUAUGAAUACAUUGAAGAAGAUCUAGCUAAUAAGAGUCCUUUGCUUCUCAAAUAUAACCCAAUUCAUAAGAAGAUCCCUGUUCUCCUACACAACGAAAAGAUCUUCAUCGAAUCCACUGUCAUACUCGAAUACAUCGAUGAGACAUGGGAAGGCUAUAGCUUACUGCCUGAAGAUCCUUACCAGAGAGCCAUGGCUCGUUUCUGGGUUAAGUUCAUAGAUGAGAAGUGUGGGACUGCAGUGUGGAUUGCUUGCUGGAGUGAAGGGAAGGAUCAAGAGAAAGCCAUGGAAGAGGCAUGGGAGCACCUAAGGACACUGGAAAAUGAGCUCAAGGGGAAGAAGUUCUUCGGAGGAGAGACUAUUGGACUUGUAGACAUUGCAGCUAACUUAAUAGCUCUUUGGUUUGGAAUAUUUGAGGAAGUAGCUGGCAUAAAAUUACUAGAUGAAGAAAAAUUACCCAUCUUAUGCAGAUGGAUUGAACAGUUUCUCAGUUGUGAUCUUGUCAAGGAAUCCUUGCCUCCCAGAGAUGAAUUGCUCAUGUUCUUUCAAGCUCGCAAGGAAGCUAUUACUGCAUCCAAAUCCAUGGUUUAUAAAAUAUAAGUGACUGGUGUGUAAUUGUCUUUUUUCUUUUGGUAGUAAACUUGGUACUUAAACAUAAUCAUCCUAAGUACUUCUUGCAUUUGUUUUCUGUUUUUUGUAUUUCAAUUUGUAGCCUCAUCAGCAGCUA
Molecule: messenger RNA, 865 nt
Organism: Telopea speciosissima
Lineage: Eukaryota; Viridiplantae; Streptophyta; Magnoliopsida; Proteales; Proteaceae
Product: probable glutathione S-transferase
Exons: 2
Coding region: 55-738 (227 amino acids)
Biological process (GO): glutathione metabolic process
Cellular component (GO): cytoplasm
Molecular function (GO): glutathione transferase activity
Source: RefSeq, a predicted model, not a curated record